Corylus avellana is the source of this 524-nucleotide messenger RNA. RefSeq names its product actin T1-like protein. NCBI's taxonomy places the organism in Eukaryota, Viridiplantae, Streptophyta, Magnoliopsida, Fagales, Betulaceae. The record is from RefSeq and is a predicted model, not a curated record.
AGUUGUCUCACAGUGGACUGGAGGAGCGCUCCAGAGCGAAAAUGGAGAAGUAUUUCGGGAACGCGUACCGAGGUGACCCGGGCGUCCCACACGCUGACCCGGACCGAUUCGUAAACAUCUGGAUCGGCUCCGCUGCCUUCUCCGCUCUCACCUGGAUUAACCCUUACAUGUGGCAACGCUCCAAUCAAUUCAAUUGGCACGACAAAGCAAUGUUGUUUGAGCAGUACCACUGGAAAAAGGCAAUGGAGAAGAAUCAGCCUUAUAAAUUCAUGUGGAACCAGACCAUGGACAAGGACCACCGUGAUGCAUAUUAUUAUAAUUAUGCCUUUUACUUCCCUUAGGCUUUUCGUUUUCAUAGGCAUGCUUUCUAUUCUAUUGUAAUAAACUUGAGAAUAAUGAGACUUGUGUAACCUGGAUUGCUCAUCCUUUUCUUCCCCUGGAUUGGAAGACUUGAACUAAUAGCCGAAUUUCUUGUUUGUAGUGAUUAAUUUGAUCCCAUUAAUCUUUGCGGCCGGGUUGAUUAA